UCCGCCAUUGCAGGCUUCUACCGAGGUUGUCUAUUUUAUCUUUUUUCUUCUCCGAUUCUCUUUACACUCGUCUUCAUCCACUACUCACCACCAACAAGAACAAUCUCCAUCAUCCUUUUGAAAAAAAAGGAAAAAAACAAAACUUUCUUACCAUUUCCCUUUGACCCCAAAUUUCAUCCUAUCAAUACACAGCUGAUUUUUCAUAUUAUUUUAUUAAUCGUUUUCGUUAACCCGAACGAAUCUAUCAAUCUGUCACCAUCUGAUGCUUGCCGUCCUGUUCAUACCGGCCUGGCUGGCUCCUCGCUAGAUUUAUGCUUUGAUUAAUCCCAAUAUCUUCUCUGUUCUCCACAGCGCAUCAGUUAACAUCUGGUUAAUUCGUCAAAUCUGCUGUUCUUGAUCUGUCAGGUGUUUCAUUUUCUUUCAAUCUUAUAUGGGUAUUGGAUAGUAGAUCUCUUAAUUGCUACUGAUCUGGGUUCAAGAACCCUAGAUUUCUAAUUUAUCGAAGCAAACCCCUUUUGUUUUAUCGAUUAUUGUGAAAACCCCCAUCUGAAAUCGAAUUAUUAUGAUGGGUUUUGUGGGGUUGAAGCUACUGUUUAUCGGGGUUGUGUUCUUCUUGUGUUUAUCUUCUUGUUAUUCUCAGUUUAAUCCGGCGGAUAAGUAUUCGAUUGAUUGUGGAUCUCCGAGCAACACCACCAUCGGCAAUCGGGUGUUUUUAUCUGAUAGUUUGGCUUCGAGUUUUCUUUCAACCCCACAAAAUGUUUUGGUUGAUACUUCUGCAAAUUCAAUUCCUUCAUCUGAAUACUCUCCGCUGUAUAAAACAGCAAGAAUCUUUACACAAACAUCUACAUACACUUUUCGAAUCACUCAAAGCGGUCGUCACUGGAUCCGUCUUUAUUUCUUCCCAUUCUCCGCCAGUAAUUACAAUCUAACCACCGCAGUUUUCUCCGUUUCAACUCCAGAUCACUCUCUGUUGAGCGAUUUCAAAGCCGAAAGUGUUCAGACCAAAGAAUAUUCAGUAAAUGUCACCUCCGGCGACCUUGAAAUCACCUUUACACCUACCGGGAGUUCAUUUGCUUUCUUGAAUGGUUUAGAAGUUGUUUCGGUUCCAGAUCCGUUGAUCCCCGAUGAUGCAAUGUCCGUCAACCCUCCGACAAACUUCAAAGGGAUGUUGAAUAAGGCGCUGGAGACGCUUGCUAGGGUGAACAUGGGUGGUCCGGUGGUCACAUCCAGGAAUGAUUCAUUGUGGAGAUCUUGGGUUACUGAUCUGAGCUAUUCAAAGAACCGGAAUUUUGAAUCGAAUGUUUCAAAUCCCACCGCUGUUAGAUACCCACCCGACGGCGCUACUCAAGACGAUGCUCCGGUCAGCGUCUAUGGAACCGCCGCAACGAUGGCAUCUGAAAACGACCCAAAAGCCAAUUUCAACGUCACCUGGGAGUUCCCGGUGGAUCGUGGAUUCCAGUAUCUCGUCCGCCUCCAUUUUUGCGAUAUCGUAAGUACUUCUGCCAAUACACUCUACUUCAACGUCUACAUCGACGACUCCAACGUUCUACCCGAUUACGAUCUCUCCACCAAGUUCGGCGGAAGCUUAGCCAUGGCGUCUUACUCCGAUUUCGUAACCCAAUCGCUUAAUAAAAACCAAAUUCGCAUCAGCAUCGGUCCUUCCUCCAUCAAAGACGUUAACCCCAACGCUAUACUGAACGGCGUCGAGAUUAUGAAGUUGAGUAAUUCCGACGGUAGUCUUUCCGGUGGAAACAUCCCGUCCUCCAAUUCUAGCUCUAAAAAGAGCAUCGGUCUGAUCAUCGGUGUAGUCGUCGGAGUUCUUGUAGCAAUUUUAGCAGGUGUCAUUUUCUUCUGUGUUUACAAAAAACGAAAACAAGAACAACUCAACCAAUCAAAGAUCUGGAUUCCAUUAUCAACCAACGGGAUUUCCCAAACAAUGGGCAGCAAAUACUCCAAUGGAACAACAAUUAGUGCUGGCUCAAACUUCAAUUACAGGUGUCCAUUCGCAGCAAUUCAAGAAGCCACCAACAAUUUUGACGAAAGCUGGGUGAUCGGAAUCGGUGGAUUUGGUAAAGUCUACAAAGGUGUUUUAAGCGAUGGAACAAAAGUAGCUGUGAAAAGAGGAAACCCAAAAUCCCAACAAGGUUUAGCCGAAUUCCAAACAGAAAUCGAAAUGCUUUCACAAUUCAGACAUCGCCAUUUAGUUUCCCUAAUUGGAUACUGUGAUGAAAAAUCCGAAAUGAUUCUUAUAUAUGAAUACAUGGAAAACGGGACUUUAAAAAGUCAUCUAUACGGGUCGGGUUUUCCAAGCAUGAGCUGGAAGCAACGUCUUGAAAUCUGCAUCGGGGCGGCCCGCGGGUUACAUUAUUUACAUACGGGUUAUUCAAAGGCGGUGAUCCACCGUGAUGUGAAGUCAGCCAAUAUUUUGUUAGAUGAAAAUCUAAUGGCGAAAGUGGCCGAUUUCGGGCUCUCGAAAACGGGGCCCGAAAUCGACCAGACCCAUGUAAGUACCGCGGUCAAAGGUAGUUUUGGUUACCUUGACCCGGAGUACUUUAGGCGUCAACAGUUGACUGAAAAGUCAGAUGUUUACUCGUUUGGAGUUGUUCUAUUUGAGGUGUUGUGUGCUCGACCCGUGAUCGACCCGUCUUUGCCUCGUGAGAUGGUGAAUUUGGCUGAAUGGGCGAUGAAAUGGCAGAAGAAAGGGCAGCUUGAACAGAUAAUUGAUGUGACUUUGAAGGGGAAGAUUCGGGCGGAUUCUUUGAGGAAAUUUGGUGAAACGGCUGAGAAAUGUUUGUCUGAUUUUGGGGUUGAUAGGCCUUCGAUGGGUGAUGUUUUGUGGAAUCUUGAAUAUGUGCUUCAACUUCAAGAAGCGGUUCUUCAGAAUGAUCCGGAUGAGAAUAGUACGAAUGUGAUCGGAGAGUUGUCGCCAGUGAUUCAUGACUUUAAUCGUGGCGGUGAUGGUGGUGGUGAUGGGGCGGCUCAGUUUGAGAUGUCGAGCGGGGAUGAUAUUUCUGGGGUGUCGAUGAGUAAGGUUUUCUCACAGUUGGUGAAAUCGGAGGGGAGAUGAAGGGUGGGGGUUACUUUACUCAUCAUGAGCAUGAGGCUAAUCGAUUAUUUGUUUUAUUUGAUAUAGAGUUUGAAAAAAAGGACUUGGUGUUUUAUAUGUAGUUACUUGGGUAAUUUUGUGGUUUGUUAAAUGAUGUAAUGAGUAACUUAUUUGAUUAUUUGAUCUGUUUUAUGCCUCGA
Messenger RNA from Lactuca sativa (garden lettuce), 3246 nucleotides. RefSeq names its product receptor-like protein kinase HERK 1. The record is from RefSeq and is a predicted model, not a curated record. Gene Ontology annotation, molecular function: ATP binding; protein kinase activity. Gene Ontology annotation, biological process: protein phosphorylation. NCBI's taxonomy places the organism in Eukaryota, Viridiplantae, Streptophyta, Magnoliopsida, Asterales, Asteraceae.